This is a messenger RNA of Lactuca sativa (garden lettuce), 477 nucleotides long. RefSeq lists its product as uncharacterized. Lineage: Eukaryota; Viridiplantae; Streptophyta; Magnoliopsida; Asterales; Asteraceae. The record is from RefSeq and is a predicted model, not a curated record.
AUGGACGCAUGUCAUCUAUUGUUGGGAAGACCUUGGCAAUAUGAUCGAAAGACUAAACAUGAUGGGUUCAAAAAUACAUAUUCGUUUAUAAAGGACGGCAUCCAUAUCACCCUAGCACCUCUUGAUACGCGCCAUGUGACAAAAGAUGAUUUACUUAUCACAAGAUCUGAAGUUGCUGGUCUUACCAGGCUCAACCCACCUGAUCUUCUAUUUGCAUUAGUCAUACAAGAAACCAAUAAAGUUGAGCUUACAAUUCCAGUUGUGGUCCAGCCUCUCAUCACUGAAUUUCAGGAGGUAUUUCCCGACGACAUACCCCUGGGGUUGCCCAUGAUGCGUGAGAUUCAACAUUGUAUUGAUUUUAUACCCGGAUCGGUCAUCCCAAACAAACCCGCUUAUCGAAUGAACCCGCGGAAUAUGCAGAAUUACAUCGACAAGUGUCGGAGCUACUUGAAAAGGGCCUUAUUCGAGAAAGUAUGA